GUGAAAACUGCACUGGAAAGCCUUGAAUUGAGUUUGCAGUGUUUCCCUGGUAAAUUUGAGGAAAACGGUGUAGUGUUGUGUGUGAGAAGGACAGGCAGACAGUCUUUGUUAACGGGGUUUCAUUCAGUAGCAUUUGGGUUUCAGUUGAGUGAAGGAGGUGUUGUGUAGAGGUGUAUAACGAUGAAGUCGUUAGCAGCCCUACUCGCAGUUUUCCUCGUAUGCCAUCAAGUUCAUGCUUGGGGAGGACUUUUCAACAGAUUUUCUCCGGAAAUGCUGGCCAAUAUGGGCUAUGGAGGACAUGGAGGAGGGAUGAUGGUAAAUAGAGAUGGAGACGAUAACUUUUUAGAAGAGUAUGUGAAUGAGGCAGAGGAGGAAGGCAGGGAGCCUUGUUAUGGAAAAAAAUGCACGUCUAACGAACAAUGUUGCCCCGGAUUAGUAUGCGUUGACACGGAGACAUUAGUUGGCUCUUGUCUCUUCGCAUAUGGAAGAAGAGUCGGAGAGCUUUGCAUGAAAGACUCAGAUUGCGAAUCAGGACUAGUUUGUGCGGAAGCGGACAUGGGACCUAACGCGCGAGUCUGCAGACCUCCAGUUCGUCAAGAUAAGCAGUAUUCUGAGCCAUGUCACAUGUCCAGUGAAUGCGAUAUUUCAAGAGGUUUAUGUUGCCAGCUGCAAAGACGCCAUCGGCAAGCACCAAGAAAGGUCUGUUCCUAUUUCAAAGACCCUCUGGUCUGCAUUGGACCAGUUGCAACUGAUCAAAUUAAAAACGCUAUUGAGCACACCGCCGGAGAAAAACGAAUCACUGGAUUGGCUUUUAAAAGACCCAUAAUGCAUUAGAUGGCCAAUUCUGAACCUACCAAGUAAUUAGUUUAGUUGAUGAUUACCAAAACAUGAUUAACUUCUAAAUCUACAUGUUCAGUGUUUAUGGAUUCUUCUCGGUGUUCAAUGUAAAACUGGCUAAAUGUAUGUUGCAAAGACUCUUGAUGUUUUCAGUUCGGUUCUGACAUUGUUAACUGCUAACAGAGCCGAACUUCGAAAUUUUAUUCGAGCGCGAUGUAUAUUUAGCCGAGCAUAAGUUAAAUCUGAAACAAGUGUUUGGUUUUAAGCUAGUAUUAACAUGUGCUGGCUGAAAAUCAAUAGAAAAGUAACAUUGAAUAUAUAUUCUUUAAAAUUGUACUUAAGCUAGAUCUGUGUAAAGCUCUUAUAUUAACUAUGUAAGGAACCAUUAACAUGGCUGAGGCACUUAUACUGAUAUUAUCCACUACUUAGUUAAGGUAGCUUUAAGAUAAUCUGGCCUAGAAUUAUAGGCGUUAAAACAUAGAAUUCUAUCUUCCUACCGGUCGAAAAAUAUAAAUAUAUUAUAUAUUAAAUAUUACAAUAGGAAGCAAAGUAUUCAAGUAGAUGUAGGCUAUUUCAUAGGACUUUAAGUCAAGGUCUCCUACAUUCUGUGUACCAAAAGCAAAAAUCAAAAUUUCACUAUUUGUCGUGUCUUUUUGGUGUACGGAAUUGCAACUAGAUGUUUACUUGAAAAAAUCUACCGUCUUACUGUGAUGUUUGAAGAUGCGCUUUUGCAAAUUGCAAAGGAACAUUCCCUAAUAAAACCUGGCAGAAACCAUAGACAAAGCACAACUCUAAUUAAAUAUUUCCAGUAGAACUGGCAACCAUAGACACUAUUUUGGAAUAGUUCUUUUCUAAAGACGGAAAGUAUUUUUGCAAAGAGCCGCAUGCAUAGCUGGAAACUGACAUCCCCUUUUAAGCUUUAAAAUUAAAAAGGGAAAUUUAAUUAAUACAUAUCACAAGAUACAUAUCAUUACUGUUAAUUAUACUCUAACUGUAAUUCAGUCUAUUGAUGUUAUAUUAUUGUAAACAGUUAUUUAAAAUAAAUGUCUACAGCAAGUAA
Messenger RNA from Dendroctonus ponderosae (mountain pine beetle), 1897 nucleotides. RefSeq names its product ITG-like peptide. Lineage: Eukaryota; Metazoa; Arthropoda; Insecta; Coleoptera; Curculionidae. The transcript has 6 exons. The record is from RefSeq and is a predicted model, not a curated record. Bases 181 to 834 code for a protein of 217 amino acids.